AUCUUUUGCAUACAGAAAUGGGUGUUUCUCAAUGACUACCUGCCCUGACGUGUCGUUAUCAUCCUUCAAGAGAGGUUAUAUAUAAGAGGUCUACUCUGACAUCUCCAGGAUAAUAUUUUAUCAUCCUUCAAGAGAGGUUAUAUAUAAGAGGUCUACUCUAACAUCUCCAGGAUAAUAUUUUUCAGGGUUUUUGGUCCUUAUCAGCUACACAAGGUGCUUCUCCUUUUUCCUUGGCCAAGGAACAUUUUGCUGUUAUCAAUGAAGAGGGAAGUGGCACCAUGUUGGGACCUCUCGGUCACAGUACUGCGAGCGAAGUGCAGCCAUUCACAUGACUACUUUUCUCAGUCUGACCUCUAUGUGACCUUGUGUAUGCCCACGGCCUCGGUCCAUACCGUGAGCACUAAGAGCAUUCCUAACUGCAACGCACCUGAGUGGAACGAGACCUUCCACUUCCGUGUGAACAGCCAUGUCAAGAAUAUUCUGGAGCUGAACGUAUAUGAUGAAGACCUUAGGCAAGACGACCUCUGCACUAGGCUCUUCUUCGAUAUCUGCACCCUCACACCGGGCAAGAAGGAGACCAAGGUCUUCAUCACUGAUGAAAAUAAAAAGGAUGAGCUGUGGGUGGAUUUCGAGAUCACAGAGUGCCCUGAAGCAUCUCGAGAAUAUCUCUCCAAUGGAGUUCUUGUGGCAGCGCCGCUAUCCAUUGUGGAAGUGAAGAUAGAUAAACUACCGCCUGAGGUGCAACAGAACAUGCUGUUAAAGUUACGAGGGGCGUAUAUUGAAGAUCAAGUCAUCUCAAUCUCCAAGAAAAGCAGCCUCAUGCAGACUCUUCGCUACUACAUCAACAAAGAUCUGGAGACCAAGAUUGAACUUCAGGCGGAUGGGAAGGAAGCAAGUCCAGCUUCGUCCCCUGCAUCCCCGUUGUCCCCUUCAUCCACAUCAGAGUUCACAUUCUCUUUUCCUGCAGUAAAGGAAACUGUAAAUUUGCAGGUGAACACAGUAGAGAGCACUGAGGAGGACAUGAAGGUACGUCUGGAUUUUGACAUACCUGCAGAGGAGAAGGCUUUUCUGGCAAAGAGGAAAGAGGUGGUGUCUCGUGCGCUGCAGAAAAUACUCAACCUCAAAUCUCCCCUGGAUCCGAGUAAGGUGCCAACAGUGGCUGUGGUGUGUUCAGGAGGCGGCUCGAGGGCCAUGACGAGCACAUACGGCUUUCUGAGAGGACUGCAGCGUCUCGGCUUGCUGGAUGCCAUCAGCUACAUCACCUCUUUGUCUGGCUCCACCUGGGCUAAUGCGUAUCUCUACAAUGACCCACUUUGGUCAAAGAAAGACCUGGAUGAGGCAAUUGUAUCUGUGAAGAAGGAACUCUCUAAGAGUACCAAAAGUCUGUUUGGUCCCAGUCGGCUGAAAUAUUACUAUUCUGAGCUGCGGCAGAAACAGAAGGAAGGUCACCCUGUCUCUCCGAUCGACAUGUGGGGGCUUAUGAUAGAAAAUGCCAUUUAUGGAAAGAAACACACGGCUACACUGUCUGACCAGCAGGAGGCAGUCUCCGAGGGCCAGAACCCUCUCCCAAUCUACACAGCUGUCAACAUGAAGAAGGACACUGGCGGCUUCUUGGUGGCUGAGUGGUGUGAGUUUACUCCAUUUGAGGUGGGAUUCCCCAAAUAUGGAGGAUUUGUGCCUACAGAAUAUUUUGGGAGCGAGUACUACCUUGGUCAUCUGGUUAAGAAACUACCAGAGACACGGGUCUCCUUCCUUUUGGGCAUGUGGAGCAGUGUCUUCUCUGCUAACCUGAUGCAGCUCUGGAAACAUGUCACUGGGGCGGUGCCGUCCUGGACUUCAUGGUUGGGGGAGGAUGUGUGUAGCAUUGAGACAGAUGAUAAACAGUCAACGUUGGACACCUUGUGUCUCGGUUCAAAGGCUUCGACACUGAGCAACUUCCUGCAUGGUCGUCCCAUCAUCUACAAAGUGUACAACUUCCUGCGAGGCUUCUUCCUGCACAACAUGUACAGUGAAAGCUCCACCUUCAACACCUCUAAAGAGACACACCCGGAUGUGUUUCCAAACAAUCUGACCCCCACGGACCCCACCCUUGGCAUGGUAGAUGCUGGAUUUGACAUUAACGCCGCCUUCCCUCCUGUGCUGCGGCCACACCGUCACGUCGACAUCAUUCUGUCACUCAGCUGCUCCUGGACUACGGACUAUCUAAAGAUCCUUAAGGAGACUCAGGAGUACUGUGCCGCCCGCCAACUGCCUUUCCCAAACAUAGACUCCAGCAAGUUUGAUGAUAAGCCCCCAAGAGAAGUGUAUGUGUUUGAGGAUGAGGAGAAUCCCGACGCUCCCAUAGUGAUCUACUUCCCGCUGGUCAACAUCUCCUUCAAAGAGUAUAAAGCACCUGGAGUGAAGAGACAGGGAAAGGAGGAGUUAAAGGCCGGAGAUGUUGAUGUGAGCACUGGAUCCUCUCCAUACGUCACAUCAAAUCUCACAUAUGCGUCGGAAGACUUCCAGAAAUUGGUGGAACUCACUUGCUAUAAUGUCUCCAACAACAAGGAGAGCAUUGUGUGCGCUCUAGAGAAAGCUCUGUACAGAAAAGGGCUUGCUAAGAAAGCUUCUAAUGAAGAAAACUAAAAGCGUACCGCCCUAAAAACAUUUGCAUGUUGUUUGAUUUUUGCUAAUCAGCUACAUUUUAAAUGCAUGUUUAGUAAUUUUAUAACUUCUAACUCUAAGAUUUAAGGAUGGCAGUAAUAGAGUAACCAUAAAGAAAAUAUGCUUUAUUGCAACAAAGUUAUUGUAGCGGAAACUAGAACUCUGUGAAUUAUCUUUAUUUACACCACUCGCUUUGUGUUAUCUUGUUUAAAUCAAAUUCAUUGGAACUGUUACUAAGAGGGCAUGAUAAGGAAGUACAGAAAGAGCUCACCACUAAACUCCCUACAACUUCCUGCUGUGAAGUAUUAGACCUCUUUUAUAUCCACUUCUGCCUAUAUCCAUCUUCAUUUAUUAAAUUAACUUGAAAUGUUCUGGGGGCAAGUAAAGUGCUUCUGUACCAGGUUUUUAGUCCUAUAGCUGCAAACUCUUAACACAAAUAUUCUCAAAGCUUGUUUGUUUAAUUUUGCAUUUAAUUAGCUUUUUAUUAUAUUAAACCAUCUUUUUUGUAACUGAGUUUAGAUUAGCUUUGAUUGCAUUUAAAAAAUCUGCUUUAUACCAUGCUAAAUUCUACAUUGCUUAAUUGGUCAGAAGGUGUUGCGUAAUAUAGAAAGUUAUAGUAAAAACUCAGACAAAGAUUUGUAUGUUUGUCAGACAAAGAUUAGUAUGCACUUUGUGGGUUUGUUGGUGACAUGAAAAGCUGCAUUUUUUUUAUCUUAUUAACUUCAAGAGAGAGGAAAAAAGAGAGGCUGGUGAAGGUAAUUAUUAGGUAUUAAAGUGACAACAGGAACUAGCUUGUUUGAUGGAUGUUCCACAAGAUUAAAUAUAACUAUAAAAAGAUACAAAGAUAAAAAAUAUAUAAAAUGUGUUCAUUAAUAAAUAACGGAAUUAAUGUUGGCAAGUUGUUGUGGUAUUAGAGGAAUAAACCGAUUUGAGAUGUGCUGUUCUGAGUAAAUAAUCAACUUCAGGGUGGUUUUCUUACUUAUUCCAUCAUAUAUUUUUUUCUUUCCUUUCAUCUCAUUGUAUUUCAGCCAGUUUUAAUUGCCUCGUAAAGCCAUUUGUAAACGUCUCUUUAAACAGUAUGCAUGUUAUGCUGUAAACAUCUUUGAAUAGCAACUGUUUUAAUCUCUUAAAGCUUCAUAAGACAUUAUGUCCUUCAGCAGCUUGCACAGCUGAUGGACAUAAUGCCUUGCGUCUAAAAAUAAAAAAAAUGUUAAAAAAUUAACAUUUUGAUAAAACCUUUACUAGUCAAGUUAGCAUUCUCCGCUUGUGAUAUGAACAUACUGUAUGUGAUGUGAUACUACAUGCAGCUGGUAAAAAUGUAUUUACUUUUUAUAGCUAAGUAAGUGGGGCUCCUCUAAACACUGGUCUACAUUAACCCAUCAUCAAUAAAUAAAUGUAAUU
Messenger RNA from Pangasianodon hypophthalmus (striped catfish), 4044 nucleotides. RefSeq names its product cytosolic phospholipase A2 zeta-like. Gene Ontology annotation, biological process: glycerophospholipid catabolic process. Lineage: Eukaryota; Metazoa; Chordata; Actinopteri; Siluriformes; Pangasiidae. Bases 259 to 2625 code for a protein of 788 amino acids. Gene Ontology annotation, molecular function: calcium ion binding; calcium-dependent phospholipid binding. Gene Ontology annotation, cellular component: cytosol. The record is from RefSeq and is a predicted model, not a curated record. The transcript has 20 exons.